Leguminivora glycinivorella is the source of this 1145-nucleotide messenger RNA. Its product is annotated as 2-oxoglutarate and iron-dependent oxygenase domain-containing protein 3-like. Bases 160 to 1128 code for a protein of 322 amino acids. The record is from RefSeq and is a predicted model, not a curated record. Gene Ontology annotation, molecular function: L-ascorbic acid binding; oxidoreductase activity, acting on paired donors, with incorporation or reduction of molecular oxygen; iron ion binding. Gene Ontology annotation, cellular component: membrane. The transcript has 4 exons. NCBI's taxonomy places the organism in Eukaryota, Metazoa, Arthropoda, Insecta, Lepidoptera, Tortricidae.
UCAAUGUUAUCAUCGAUUUCAAUUUCCUUUGGUUAUUAUUGAAUUUUCUUGUUAAACUAAUAAAACUAAUUCGUAGUCGACGUUGCAAGAUUGUAUUCACUGAAGAGCGUGUAUCUUAAUGAGCAUCCCAAUAAAUAAAGCAGAACUAUAAUACAUAUCAUGCCAGAAAUUAAACAAAGACGAAAUGUAACCAAAGAUAAAGAUAAUAAAAAGGGAAAUAUAAAUGAAACAAGUGAUAAAUUAAAACCUAAGAAAGCUGAGACUCCUAACCGGAAUUUGUCUUUGAAAAUAUUAUCUCGCUCUGUAGUCAUAUUUUCUCUUCUCUUAAUAGUCUAUUUUUCCUCUAAAGAUGAAAACAUAAAAGUGUUUGCUAAACAGUCCGAAAAAAUACAAGGAAAGGGUCAAGUAGUGGAAUGUUCUGCAUCAUAUAUGAAAGAGGUAGACAUAUAUGAUGGCUGCUUCCCAAAGUACUGUAAAAGAUUUGUGACUGACAUGGUGGUAUCGGAAAUUGAAGCUGAUAAGCUGCUAGCUAUAGCUAAGAAAGGGCUGAAACAUGGUGGCUCAACUGGCGGUGCCUCAAUAUUGGAUCUGCACAGUGGCGCAAUGUCAAAAGGACAGUAUUUUGUUAAUUUUUACAAAAUACCUGAACUGAGAAAUGUUUUUGAUGAAAGUGAUUUUAAUGCUUACAGGGUGGUCAAAGACAAAAUCAAACACAGUGUUGCUCAUCAUUUUGGAGUAUCUCCAGAUUUUCUGUAUUUGACACAUCCAACAUUUUUCUCUGAAAUUACCUCAAAAGACGCAGUCACAGUACAUGAUGAAUACUGGCAUCCUCAUGUUGAUAAAGAAACUUACAAGUCAUUUCACUACACUACAUUGCUAUAUUUGGGAGAUUAUGAGAAAGACUUCAAAGGAGGAAGAUUUGUGUUUAUCGACGAGAAAUACAAUAGAACAGUGGAACCCAGGAAGGGCAGAGUGAGCAUGUUCACCAGCGGUGCUGAGAACCUGCACUUUGUAGAGAAAGUUACAUCAGGCGUAAGAUAUGCCAUAACAGUAUCUUUUACUUGUGACAGGAGAUAUGCUAUUGAGGAUCCUAGUGUAAAUAAGUAUGAAAUUAAACAUUCCAAUUAAAUACUAAAAUGAUUACA